GAAGAAGAAGAAGAAGGUGUAAACAGGAAGUAAAAGGAGCUGUGCAGCUGCUGAUAAAGAUCUCUCAGCAUGGCGGGCAGAAGAGCUCUGAAGGCUGUGCUCAUCGACCUCAGUGGGACUCUCCAUAUAGAAGACACCGCUGUCCCCGGAGCACAGGAGGCACUCAGCAGGUUACGGAAAGCGUCUGUUGCUAUCAAGUUUGUGACCAAUACGACAAAAGAAAGUAAGAGAAACCUGCUUGAGAGACUGCAGCGUCUGAACUUUGACGUCCAGGAAAAGGAGAUCUUCACUUCCCUGACGGCAGCGAGGAGUCUCUUGGAGCAGAGGCAGCACAGGCCCCUGCUGCUGGUGGAGGACAGUGCACUCGAAGACUUCACAGGUAUUGAUACUUCUGACCCAAAUGCUGUUGUCAUCGGACUGGCUCCUGACCAUUUUAACUAUCAGACAAUGAACAAGGCCUUCAGGAUGAUAUUGGAUGGAGCUCCUCUCAUCGCCAUCCAUAAAGCCCGGUAUUAUAAACGUAAGGAUGGUUUGGCUCUUGGUCCUGGUCCCUUUGUGACAGGACUGGAGUACGCCACAGACUGUAAAGCAACAGUAGUGGGGAAGCCCGAGAAAACAUUUUUUACCCAGGCUCUUUCCGAUUUGGGCUGCAGUGCCUGUGAAGCUGUCAUGAUAGGAGAUGAUGCCAGAGAUGAUGUUGGUGGGGCUCAGAAUGCAGGAAUGUUUGGAAUUCUUGUUAAAACUGGCAAAUACAGAGAAGGAGAUGAGCACAAAAUCAGCCCUCCUCCUCACCUGACCUGUGACAGUUUUCCAGACGCUGUAGAACACAUCCUCAAGAACCUCCUCUAGCCUCAUUAUAAACAGCUCGGCUCACUGUCAUCACUGAAGUGAAAAAGAAUAUUAAUGGCCGUAUAUCUGUCCAUAAGGCUCCUGGCUGAGGGCUUGAUGUGGGCGAGUACUUCCAUGAAAUCAGCCGUGGUCACAGUGUCUAAGCAGAUGGCAGGAGUGUCUGUAUCACCUGUGGAGGAGUGAGCAUGUUUUUAUGAAUGGACUGGGAAUAUUGUUGAUCGUAGAUGUGUAGUUUGUACCAUUGUGAAUUGAUUCAAGAGCAUCAAAGAUCUUCCGCACAGGUCUCAUGGAGGCCUCCUUACAAACCAAUGCAAUGUCCGAGCCAGAGUAACCCUCCAUCUCCUACACGACAACGUUAGAAUAAUAAAUGCAUCUUUUUCUUUACU
Periophthalmus magnuspinnatus is the source of this 1235-nucleotide messenger RNA. RefSeq names its product haloacid dehalogenase-like hydrolase domain containing 2 (gene hdhd2). Gene Ontology annotation, biological process: dephosphorylation. Gene Ontology annotation, molecular function: phosphatase activity. Bases 70 to 849 code for a protein of 259 amino acids. NCBI's taxonomy places the organism in Eukaryota, Metazoa, Chordata, Actinopteri, Gobiiformes, Gobiidae. The transcript has 10 exons. The record is from RefSeq and is a predicted model, not a curated record.